CGCACCUGUUACAGAGCAGCAGUCCGUCAUUCACUCAUUCAGUGAUUGUAAUGAGAUAGAGAGACAGACAGAUAUGGAGAAGUGUCACCGGAAUAAUGUUCUGGUGACAUCCUGCCUGAAGACGCCGGUGGACCCGCACACUAAAACGCCGUUAGCGCAGUACGAGAGAGAGAGAUCACUGCCGCGUGCGCCCGCCGGACUCGUGCACAACACGGACUACGAGAAAGAGAUGGAAUAUGACUCAGGAUCUGAUUCGGGGGCUGAUGACUCUCCAGCUAAAGAUGGUAAUCCUCUGCUGAUCAAAGACUACCGCAUGACGGGCGAUCAUAUUGAUCUCAGGGAGUUCUACUUCUCAAAUCAAGAGUACUACCAUAAACUAGAACAGCUGAAGAGAGCUCAUCUUCAGACGAUGGCCGAACUCGAACUUAUGUAUCGCAAGAAACUUGAGCUCAAUGGAGUGACACCUGCAGAGAACACUGAUCGAAUCAAUCAUUCACAGCGGGAAAGGUCAAGUCCGAUGUUAACUGGCAGUCUGAAAAAAGCCCAGUCCGCUCUGGAGCUGCGGCGUGGUUCAGAACUCUCCGACGUGUCUGAUGAGGACCCCAUUGUUGACAAGGAACAAGGAGACCGCAACAACUACAACACAGAGAAAGGUCUUCUCCUCUCACCCAAAGAACACAUUACAAACAUGUGGCAGGACUUCAGUGUAAAGAAGCUUUCUCCACCUCAACGGCACCUGUGUUCAUCCUCACUGCAGAGCCUGCCAGAAGACUGCCAGAAAACCGCUGCUAAACCAAAGGGUAGGGUCAAGCGUCAACAACUGAAACAACGUAAGAAACCUGGAGACGAGGGUUGGCAUUUGAGAAUGACAGUCCCUGAACCUUUCCAGAUGACUCUCCGAGAGGCAGAACGACGAAAGAAGGGUAUAAAAUCACGUUCGCAGAUCGAACAAGAGAAUGCGGAUCUUAGACGCCAACUGGAGGAGCUUACAGAGUGCCAGAGGAAGUUCCACGCCAGCCCGGUGCCCGCACACAUACGCCUCCCGCUGUAUGAAGAACUGCAAGAGCGUGAUGAGGAACGCCGCCGACUUCAUCGAGAGAUGGAACAGCAGCGUCUUCACUCCUCACAGAGACCUUUCAGCUUCCUAGAACGUGAGCGGUUGAAGAAAGAGCAGAAAGAGGCCAAGCUUUGUGAAGAGAUGCUCAAACUCACUAAAGAGGAAGAGGAGAGGAGGAAAUGCCCAUUCAGGUCUAAACCUGUCCCACGGGCAGUGAAGGAGGCAGCGUUGGGUGAAAAACAGAAAGAGGAGGAGCUCUAUCGGGCAAUAAAGAUGCAAAUGCGGGCAAAAGAAUUGCUGCACAGUGCCUCCAUGCCUCCGAGCAUGCUAGCACGCCACCUCAGUGAAAGACAAGCGCAGAAAGCCACCCAGGAUGACAAGAAGGCCCACGGCAGCCACCGACCCAAGAUCAACACGGAAGUUCCAGACUUUGAUGCAAGCUACAGGAGAUUUCAGAAGCAGCUUGCGAAUCGGAGAGAUGUGCGGCCUGUGACAGCAUGCGAACCCUUCCAGUUGUGCACAGCUAACAUUACCUCACACAAGGAACGCAUCAUUGCAGAUAUCGAGGAGGAAAAUAAAAGCCCAAGACCAUUGCGUUGGCCGUUUGUAACCCCACCUGUCCUCUCGCCCAAGACACCCUCCUCAUCUCUUUGCUCCUCAUUGUCUGGUAGUCAGGAAUACUUGUCCUGUAAGAUCACUGAUGCGGCCAAGAAACGGCAAGAGGUUGUGAGAAAAGUUCUAGAGCAGAGAAAGAAGGCAGAGGAAGAGGAGGAGAGAUGGAAGGAGAAGCAAAAACAGAGAGAGAAGAAACUGCAGAAACUGAUAACGAAGCGAGCCCAGGCAAACGACCCUCAUGUGGCCCUGGCUCAGACAUGCCAGUCGAAACUCAAAGAGUUCAGAAAGCAAGAUCUCCAGAGAUGUCGUGAGUAUCAGGAGGAGAUAAGAGAAAUCCAGGAGAGAGUGAAGGGAAGACCUUUACUACUGGAGCAGGUAGCACAGAUGAAUGCUAAGAGAGCAGCAGAAAAGCUCUACUCUGCCACUUUGCAUGGAUGUGGUUUGAGUGAAUCCUUUAUCAGAAGCAAAGCUCCUAAAGACUUGAAAAACAGAAAGGAUACUCCAAGCCCCUCCCACUCAGACAGCCAAACUCCACCCACAUACAGUAAAAACAGAAGUGAGGAUACUGUGGAGCAUGCAAACCUGCAGGAUCCUUUCCACGAUGAUUAUCCAGAUGAUUAUGAAAAUUACGACCAUGAACAGGAGCAAGAACACAUGGACAGAGAUGAUGAUGAGAAACUAAAUGAAUACCAUAACAGUGAUAAGGAAAGAGGGGAUGAUGGACACUCAUAUGAUGAGCUAGAUUUUGAUGAAGCUGAGCAGGAUGACAGUGUAAAGGGUGAUGACAUCAUCAGUAAGAGCAGCCAGAGCAGAAAAGGUAGUGAGAGUAACAGCAGUGACCGUAGCAACAGAAGCAGAUCAGGAAGUAUUGGAUCAGAAAAGUGAUGAUGAGAGUGGACUGAAUGAAUGUUGUGAGUCUCACUGGUGCCCCUUGUGGUGAGGACUGAUAGUCAUGUAGCUUUUGUCCAAGUACUUGAUUGCAUUUUUAUUUAUUUUUUAUCCCCUUUUCUCCCAAUUUGGAAUGCCCAAUUCCCACUACUUAGUAGGUCCUCCUUGUGGUGCGGUUACUCACCUCAAUCCAGGUGGCGGAGGACAAGUCUCAGUUGCCUCCGCUUCUGAGACCGUGGAGACUCACAGCAUGUGGAGGCUCAUGCUACUCUCCACGAUCCACGCACAACUUACCACGCGCCCCACUAAUCGCGACCAUGAGGAGGUUACCCCAUGUGACUACCCUCCCUAGCAACCGGGCCAAUUUGGUUGCUUAGGAGACCUGGCUGGAGUCACUCAGCACGUCCUGGAUUUGAACUCGUGACUCCAGGGGUCGUAGUCAGCGUCAAUACUCACUGAGCUACCCAGACCCCCACUUUAUUGCAUUUUUAAACCAAAGGAACCUCAUCAGCACAUUAUUGUUAAUGAAUCUCAUGAAACUUGUCAAAAAUAUGUCCAGGUCACAUUUCACCCCAAAUUCAAAAAUGUAUUUACUAAAAGAGAAAUAAGCCUAUUGUAUUAUUAUAGACCAUAUAUAGGAUUUUUUUAUUUUUUAAAUUUUUUUUGCAUUGACAUUAUUUUCAUGACAAUUAAGCAGAUUACUGUAAUGCAAAAUAAAAAAAAUAAAAAAAAUUAUUGUCAUAACAUCAUGUGAAAAAACAAUGAUACAAUUAUAUAUUAAGAAUAUCAUGUACUAGUUUUUAUUAGUGUUUUUUUUUUAAGAAAUCAUUGUAUUACAAUCAUUUUUAUUGUAAUGCAGUAAAACAAUACUCAAUUACAGUAAUGCAGUAUUGUGUAAAGUGACCAGGCACAUUACAGUAAAUUAGAAUUUCAAGAAGGAAAUGUGCUUAAUUGUCAUGAAAAUAAUGUGAUAUUGAGGUGAAAUGUGACCUGGAUGUUUCAAAUAUAUAUUAUUUUGCCCUGUUUCAUGUCAGAAUAGUCAAAUAUAAUUAACAAAGGGCAAAAGCACAAUACUGGCCCUGCAUCAAAGGAAUUAUGUUGGUAUUUUAAUGGAAUGUAUGAGAGUAAUAAAAUAAUUAGGAAGCAACUUUAUAUUCAAAUGUCCUUGUUUUAUUUCUACGUGUUAAAUAUAAAUAUAUGCAUAUAAAACAUUUUAAACAUUAACCUAAAAAUACGCGGCAUACUAAGUCAUGUACAUCGCAGUCAACAUCUCAGUAAUUUUCCAUGCUC
This is a messenger RNA of Myxocyprinus asiaticus (Chinese sucker), 3850 nucleotides long. RefSeq names its product FAM161 centrosomal protein A (gene fam161a). The record is from RefSeq and is a predicted model, not a curated record. Gene Ontology annotation, biological process: cilium organization. Bases 74 to 2557 code for a protein of 827 amino acids. NCBI's taxonomy places the organism in Eukaryota, Metazoa, Chordata, Actinopteri, Cypriniformes, Catostomidae. Gene Ontology annotation, cellular component: cilium. The transcript is spliced from 7 exons.